UUGAGUUGGUGAUCGCAAAGUACAUGGUAUAGCUAACCAUGGACCAAAAAGGGUUUUUCUUGGCAUGUUUCCUGUGCUGUAUAUUACAAUCAUCGUGUUCGUCGUUAUCCGGCAUUUACGUUGACAACGGGGUCGGUCAAACAGUGCUGGAAGAUGCGCUGUCCGUCGAGGAACAGCAGGAGAUCGAGAAUGAAAUUUUGCACCUUCUCGGGCUUCCGGGACCACGGCCCGUCGUACGGCACCUGCAUUCGUCCGUGGGAAAAUCUGCGCCUCAAUUUUUGCUGAACGUCUACGAUCAGUUGCAGCAGGAGGAAAACGAAGUUGCAAUGAAUAGUGCCUCACGGAUACGAAAGGUUCGUAGUACUGGCAUGGAUAUCCUGAUCACCGAUGCUGACAGAAAAGCUAUUGAUGAAAGUGAUAUAAUUAUGACUUUUUUGAAUAAGAAUCACCACGGCUCUGAAAUGAGACACGAAAAAGGAAGGAGACUUUGGUUCGGCAUUACCAACAUCGAGAACGAUGUUAGUGUUCUAAUGGCGGAGCUACGUUUGUAUCGCAAGCAAAUGUUGAACAAAUAUAGUACGAGCAAUACUACUGUUACAUUAACGGUGUACGCGAUAAUCGAUGUGGAUGGCGAGAGCGAGAUGACCGAAAUCAGUAGCAUGGAGCUCAUGGGCGACUACGAAGGCUGGCUGGAGAUUAAUGUGACCGGCGCUGCAGAGCUCUGGCUUAAAAACAAACAGGCCAAUCAUGGAUUUUAUGUUGGAGCGUAUAUCGCUGGUCACAAUGAGCGAGAAGUUAAAUUGGAUGACAUUGGAUUUGUAAGUGUACGUGGCAGUGAGGAAUAUCAACCUUUCCUGGUAGUCUACGCAAACAGUCCACAGCAGAUGGUACAACCGACUCUUCAUCGUCAACCAACUCGCAAUAAGCGUAGUUCGCAGCAACGCAGGCGCAAGACCAAGACCGAACACAGAAAUCCGCUGUAUCAUCCAACAUUCGAUCAGCACAAGAGUUGCCGUAUACAACAACUGUACGUCAGCUUCAAGGACCUGCAGUGGCAUGAAUGGAUUAUUGCUCCGGAAGGAUAUGGUGCUUACUACUGCAGCGGUGAAUGUAACUUCCCACUUAAUGCUCAUAUGAAUGCUACUAAUCACGCUAUUGUGCAAACGCUGGUACAUUUGAAUCAUCCAACAAAGGUCCCCAAACCGUGUUGUGCUCCGACCAAACUGAUUCCCAUUUCCGUUUUAUACCACAUCGAUGAGUCUAAUGUGAACUUGAAAAAGUAUAAAAAUAUGGUUGUGAAAAGUUGCGGGUGUCAUUGAAAACCAAAAGGCAGAGAUCCCUUUUUUCAAUUACCGGACAAGCAGAAAAUUUGAAAAGCCCUUAGCUUUGCAACCAUGAGUGAGCCAUGAGAUAAGAAUCGUUUUCACGGUGGAAGGAUUUAGAGCUUUAAGUACGCAUAAACACUUUUAAAUUUGAAAUCCGACGCUUAUAUCUUAAUGUAAAUGUAUGUGCACAGAUCAAGUGGUUGGAGGAUUAUGCUACAGGAUUAAUGCCAUGAUUACAAAAAUGUCUUCAGGAACAAACAACGGCAAGCCUAUAGUAGUAUUGGUCCAUACUUAACUGAUAAGUAGAGCUCUGCAUCUUCUUAUCGCUGAAAUCAUAUUCUAAAGAGGAAUUGCAAGAUAGGCAAUUGUUUAACUAUGCAGCUAAUGCAGUAUUAUUGGAACCAGGGCUUUAUGCAAAUCGCAUCGUGUAUUGUAUGAAUGUUAGAAUCUCAUCGUGCUCAAAAGCUUAAUUGUAUGACAAGGCAUUUUUUUUAUUUCGGAUUUACACAAUGGCGCCAUCCAUGCAGAUUUUAAGUAGGGUUUGAGUAGAUUAAAAGAGGAAAGUUUACUAAAAAAAUAUUUUGUCUAGCAGCGCACUCCAUACAUUACAUAUCUAUAUGACAUAUAUUUUAUUCCAUUUCGGAUGCAAAUAAACAUUGAUGUAUGUGUGUCGAAAAAACUAACAC
Messenger RNA from Anopheles coustani, 2011 nucleotides. RefSeq names its product protein 60A-like. Gene Ontology annotation, cellular component: extracellular region. Gene Ontology annotation, biological process: BMP signaling pathway; SMAD protein signal transduction. Bases 39 to 1319 code for a protein of 426 amino acids. Gene Ontology annotation, molecular function: cytokine activity; growth factor activity. Lineage: Eukaryota; Metazoa; Arthropoda; Insecta; Diptera; Culicidae. The transcript has 8 exons. The record is from RefSeq and is a predicted model, not a curated record.